ACUGUGUGGCAACAAUGCAUGAGAGGAUGGAGCUCACGUGUAGGCUUAAUGAAAUGCCUGUAUCACUCUCUUUAAGAAAAAUCAAUGAGGUGUGUGAUAAUGUGCAACACUUAGUGGCUGAUGAGGCAGCAGCCUUUAAAUUUGACUGCCCCCACCCGCAGGGAAGGGUUUUUAUGGUAAAUAUCAUGGGAGGCUUCCACAACCUUCUCAUUGGCUCAGAAGUCGGAGACCCCCGUCGUAUAAAGCGGGAGUACCUCAUGUAGCAGCCUUUAACCGCUGGCAGGCGUUCUGAGUCACGCUUGGACUUGAGCUGAACGGGAAAAUACCUUUUUUACGCACGGAGCGCUUGGAGAGGCUGCGGACGAGAGCGCGCCGGCGAUCCAUUUUUUUUUUUUCCGAAGGAAAAAGGGGGAAAAAGAGUUGCAAGACCAACAGAAGCUGUGAGCUGAGGCGUCUGAGUGGGCAUGUGGCUCCUGGAGAAGCUCCGUAGCAGUGGGACACAAUCCCAGCCCCCGCAGACAACAGAGGCCAUUCCCGUCUCUGUUUACGCCAACGUCCUCACUCCGGACAAGAUCCCAGAUUUCUUCAUCCCCCCGAAACUGAUCUGCUGCCCGCCAGAGGAGACCCUCACCCCCGAGCCUCAGCACUGCUCCAAGCUGCGCCCCUCCUCCUCUGACCACGCCAUCUGCAUCCAGAGCCCCAGAGCACGGAGCAGCAAGAACCCCUGCAGCCCUCGCCUCUUCUCCCGCAUGGUGGGCGACACCCGCAACCUCCAGAAGUCGGCCAACCGUCACAUCAUCCAGAUAGAGAGCGCCGACGAGCCGGCGUCUGUGGACAGGGUCAGCUCUGAUGUCAACACCAACGCAGACCCUCAGUCACAGACUGCAAUGUCUCUGCCCUACGUCCCCAAGGCUCAGACCUCCUACGGGUUCUCCACCCUGGUGGAGUCUCCCCACACCCGACGCAAGGAGAGCCUCUUCCACAGCGACCCCAACAGCCCUUUCACCUCACCCAACUCCCAGAGGCGCUCCCAAGGGGGGACUCUGCUGGCUCCAGCUGACCCCAACCCCUACCGGUACUUCAGCGGCGGAGAGAGCGACACCUGCUCGUCAGCAGACUCGUCCCCGUUUAACUCCCCUCUCCUGUCCCGCUCUGCCUCCCUCCUGCGCUCCAUCACACAGCAGACACAGGCCAAGGUGACUCGUGCCAAGCGCACCCUGGCACGCCACAGCUCUCUCUCCACUGAUGACUGCAGCUCAGCAGACAACAGCCCCAACAUGCAGCGCCGCCGCAACCGCUGCCCCCCGUCCCCCGCCUUCAGAGGGUGCAAAAGCGGUGGCUCGCGGGGCGCGUCGUCGGACGUCCUGCAGCGUGAGCAUACCAUCAACCUCCACAAGGGGGGGACACUGAGGCUGAGCACUCACUACGACCCGGAGGCUGCCCGACUGAGGGUCCGCGUGCUGGCGGCCGAGGCCCUUUACGACAGGCAGACGGAUCUUAAGAGCAUCAACUGCUGCGUGGCGCUCUACCUGAAACCAGGCAAGCAGCAGAAACAGAGGAGCACCAUCAUCAAGAACAGCAGGAACCCGGUGUUCAACGAGGACUUCUUUUUCGACGCGCUGCCCAAGGCGCAGGUGAAGAGCCUGGCCAUGAAGAUAAAGGUAGUGAACAAAGGGACCAGUCUGAGGAGAGACGUGCUUCUAGGCGAGAGGGAGGUGCUGCUCAGUGAGCUGCUCGCAGGCCUCUAGGGAGCCGCUGUCAAGACCCGGCUGAAAGCAAGCAGCUCCACGUCUCCCGGGGGAGGCGCCUUUUUUUCUUCUCUGGCUACCUUUUCUAUCGCACUCCACAGAUGUGGCGAGGGCUGGGCAGGUGAAAGCAUGCCGAUCACGUCGAUGACAAGGGAGCUGUUUCUCACGCAACCAGAAUAUAGAAGCGCUCUGUCCCGAUCCAACACAUGAAGGCCACCGUUAUGUACAUGCUUACCAGUGUAUUAGCAACGUGAACAGUGGAGCUGUUUGUGCCUAAAUAUUGAGGUGUUUUUCCUUCCGAUGUGGCUUAGUGUCACAUCAGCCGCAGUGGUGACGCAGUGAUAGUACAUGUGGAUUUUUUGCACGUUCCUGUGGUCCUCUGUGUACUGAAGAGUUUAUAUAUUUUGGGGAUUAGACUGUAAUGUGCCCCUGGGUGUACUGUUGAUAUGACUGUUGUUACAUGUGAUGACAUGUGAACACGUGAAUAAAAAAACGUUAAACUCG
Messenger RNA from Acanthopagrus latus (yellowfin seabream), 2252 nucleotides. Its product is annotated as C2 calcium-dependent domain-containing protein 4C-like. The record is from RefSeq and is a predicted model, not a curated record. The coding region runs from base 465 to 1748 and encodes 427 amino acids. The transcript has 3 exons. NCBI's taxonomy places the organism in Eukaryota, Metazoa, Chordata, Actinopteri, Spariformes, Sparidae.